GUAUAACUCCCACUAUCAGUAAUCGUACGCUCGCCUUGGAGACAUGCCGAUUUAGUAUCUAUGAUGCUGUUUUAGCGCCUUCUGGAAAAAAAGUUUCUAUAUCUACAACAAUUAGCUACUUAUUGCAGACCGGUUCUUCUUUCAAAUAGCACACCAUGUUCAAGAACACGUUCCAAAGUGGAUUCUUGUCUAUACUCUACAGCAUUGGCAGUAAACCCUUGCAGAUUUGGGAUAAGAAAGUUCGGAACGGACACAUCAAGAGAAUUACUGAUAAUGACAUACAAUCACUCGUUUUGGAAAUUGUAGGAACUAACGUUAGCACGACAUACGUCACGUGCCCGGCUUGCCCGAAAAAGACGCUUGGCAUAAAGUUGCCUUUCCUCGUUAUGAUAAUAAAGAAUUUGAAGAAGUACUUUACGUUCGAGGUUCAGGUGCUAGACGACAAGAGUGUAAGAAGGAGGUUUAGGGCGAGCAACUAUCAAAGUACAACUCGCGUCAAACCGUUCAUUUGUACAAUGCCCAUGAGACUGGACGAUGGCUGGAACCAGAUUCAAUUUAAUUUAUCCGAUUUUACUCGUCGAGCGUACGGAACCAACUACAUAGAAACGUUAAGAGUGCAGAUACACGCUAACUGCCGCAUUCGUCGAGUCUACUUCUCUGACCGCCUUUACUCGGAGGAUGAAUUACCAGCCGAAUUUAAACUGUACUUACCCGUACAACAGCAACAAAGAAAGUAA
Dimorphilus gyrociliatus is the source of this 737-nucleotide messenger RNA. NCBI's taxonomy places the organism in Eukaryota, Metazoa, Annelida, Polychaeta, Dinophilidae. The record is from the annotation of a GenBank genome assembly.